AUGUUGCUCUUCCCUCGGCCUUCGGCACUAAAGGACAUAUACGGUGACCCUUCAAUGAACCUGAAGUCGGAAUUAUAUGGAACUGGCGCUCUCGGUCCUCCAGCCCUCUUCAGUACUCGCGAUGGAAAGACUCAUCAAUUGUUGCGCAAGGCCCUGGGUGGAAGUCAGUGGUCAAUCGGCUUCUUGAAAAAGACCUGGGAAGACCGAAUCGACGAUCAGGUCAAUCUCUUUGUGGAACAAAUGGCCAAGCUGGCCGACGGUUGUCGUGAUAUAGUGCUAUCCGACAAGGUCGCGGAAUUUGCCGCAGACAUUAUUACCAUGGUCUCCUUCACUCAGCCAUGGGGAUUUGUUCGUAAUGGCCGUGACGAACGUGGUCUUCUCGAGUCUUGGCGUAUCGGUCUCCCAUUCUUUGGUCUUGCUGGUCGGUGGCGAUGGUUUCGACAAAACAUCAUUGCCAAUGACGCAUUGGCAAAGUUCUUUCUCCCUAAAAUGAGCGACAAAAAGGGCAUGGGUUACCUCUAUGUACAAGCUGAUCGGGAAGUAUCAAGCAGGGAGAGGAAGAUGCAGGAAGAGGGAGGAAGCUUCCUGGAGCGACCUGACUAUUUACAGUACUGCGUGGAGGCCCGCGAUGCAAUUACGGGCCAGAAUCUGACUCCGAUUCAGAAAAGAGCUCAUGUGACUCUCUUGAUCCAAGCAGGGGCUGACACUACUGCAACGGCUCUGGGAAGCACGCUACGCUUCCUAUUGAUGCAUCCCAGGGUUCUGGAAAAGGUGAAAGCCGAAGUUGACACGGCGGAUGCGGCAGGAAAGCUCAGCAAUCCCAUAGCGUACGAAGAGUCCCGACAGCUUCUACCAUACUUUGGAGCAUGUAUAAAAGAGUCGUUGCGGCUGAACCCACCAGCACCAAAUCUUUUUGCGCGCGUCGUUCCUCCAGAUGGCAAGACUAUUGAUGGAGUGUUUGUGCCAGGACAUACAGAAGUCACGUCUGUUUCGUACAUAGUCCAAAGGGACCCGGUACUUUACUCUCCAGAUCCAGAGGCAUAUCGCCCAGAACGGUGGGUUGAACAAGACGCGGAUAAAUUAUCAGAAAUGGAGGCUAGCCAAUUCGUUUUUGGUACUGGACCAAGGGUUUGCCUGGGAAAGGAUAUUGCCACGAUGGAAUUAUGGAAACUUCUGCCUCAGAUUAUUCGCUCUUUUGAUAUUCAACUGGUUGAGAAGGGAUCAUAUAUUGUUGCAGGCGGCGUAGCGUAUAAUCAAGGAUUGAUUGCAAGACUGACAUUGAGGGCUCAAGCAGGAAAAUAA
Messenger RNA from Pestalotiopsis fici W106-1, 1302 nucleotides. RefSeq lists its product as uncharacterized. The record is from RefSeq and is a predicted model, not a curated record. NCBI's taxonomy places the organism in Eukaryota, Fungi, Ascomycota, Sordariomycetes, Amphisphaeriales, Sporocadaceae. Gene Ontology annotation, molecular function: iron ion binding; monooxygenase activity; oxidoreductase activity, acting on paired donors, with incorporation or reduction of molecular oxygen. Bases 1 to 1302 code for a protein of 433 amino acids. The transcript has 5 exons.